GCCCUCUCCCUGAGGAUGCCAGCCAGGAGCAAUGGUGUGCACAGCUCCCCAGCCAACCACCGGCCCGAGGGUGGCACGGAGGGGACAGGGCUCAGCACCAGCAGGACCUGCUCAACCCAGGAUGGCACCAGCUCGGAGCUGCAGAGAGGAGCCAGCCUGCGUGGGGGGGAGCAGAGGGCUGACCAUGCUUUCCAGGGCCAGGGAGCCUUGGCCAGGAUAGUCCGGCUGGUGCUGGUGCUCAGGGACUGGGCCAACAAGAGCCUGCACGAGGAGCAGCAGAGGCCAGACCCCUUCCUGGAGCGUUUCCAAGGCCCUGAGCUCCUGACAGUGCCUGCAGGAGCUGCUGAUGAGCUUGAGGAUGAGGAGACUGAGAAGUUAAACAAAAAGAGGAAAUGGCUGUUCUUUGUGGUGGACCCUGCGGGGGACUGCUAUUACCACUGGCUGGCUGUGAUUGCAGUUCCUGUCCUCUACAACUGGUGCCUGCUCGUGGCCAGGGCUUGCUUCACUGACCUGCAACAGACCUAUUUUGUGCUGUGGCUGGUGUUGGAUUACAUCUCAGAUGCUCUCUACCUCGGGGACACAGUGAUCCGCCUGCACACAGGGUUCUUGGAACAGGGCCUCCUGGUCAAGGACCUGAAGAAGUUACGGGCUAACUACAUCCCCACGCUGCAGUUCAAGCUGGAUGUUCUCUCCAGCCUGCCCACAGACCUGGCCUAUUUUUGGGUGGGGUUGCACUGCCCUGAGCUGCGUUUCAACAGGCUGCUGCGCUUCUCCCGCAUGUUCGAGUUCUUCGACAGGACCGAGACCAGAACCAGCCACCCCAACAUCUUCCGCAUCAGCAACCUGGUUCUCUACAUCCUGGUCAUCAUCCACUGGAAUGCCUGCAUUUACUACGCCAUCUCCAAGGCCAUUGGCUUCGGGGAGGACAGCUGGGUGUACCCCAACGUCACAGAGCCUGAGUACGGCUCUCUGACCCGGGAGUACGUCUACUGUCUCUACUGGUCCACGCUGACGCUGACCACCAUUGGGGAGACCCCUCCUCCUGUGAGGGAUGAAGAGUACCUCUUUGUGAUCUUCGACUUCCUCAUCGGCGUCCUCAUCUUCGCCACCAUCGUGGGCAAUGUGGGCUCCAUGAUCUCCAACAUGAACGCCACCAGGGCGGAGUUCCAGGCCAGGAUCGACGCCGUCAAACACUACAUGCAGUUCCGCAAGGUGAGCAAAGAGCUGGAAACCAAAGUCAUCAAGUGGUUCGACUACCUGUGGACCAACAAGAAGGCGGUGGACGAACGGGAGGUCCUCAAGAACCUCCCUGAUAAGUUAAGGGCAGAGAUUGCCAUCAAUGUUCACCUGGAGACGCUGAAGAAGGUGAGGAUUUUCCAGAAUUGUGAGGCGGGGCUGCUGGUGGAGCUGGUGCUGAAGCUUCGCCCUCAGGUGUUCAGCCCGGGGGAUUUCGUGUGCCGGAAGGGGGACAUUGGGAAGGAGAUGUACAUCAUCAAGGAGGGCAAGCUGGCCGUGGUGGGGGACGAUGGCACGACACAGUAUGCUCUGCUCACUGCAGGGGGCUGCUUUGGUGAGAUCAGCAUCCUCAACAUCAAAGGCAGCAAGAUGGGCAACAGGCGCACGGCCAACAUCAUCAGCUUGGGCUACUCUGAUCUCUUCUGCCUGUCCAAGGAAGAUCUCAUGGAAGCAGUCACAGAGUACCCUGAUGCCAAAAGGAUCUUGGAGGAGCGUGGCAGGGAGAUCCUAAUGAAGGAAGGGCUGCUGGAUGAGUCAGCUGCAGAGGAAAGCACAGAAGGGAAGAGCGUGGAGGAGAGGCUGGACAGGGUGGCCUCAAACCUGGACACGCUGCACACCCGCUUUGGCCGGCUCCUGACCGAGUACAACGAUGCCCAGAUGAAGCUCAAGCAGCGCAUCACUGCUCUGGAGUCCAGGAUGAGGCAGGAGGAACUGGAGGAUUUCUUCUCUGACAGCUCAGACAGUCUGUUUGAGGAUGAGGAGAAAGCUUCACCUGGUGGUGGGAUGCAGUGA
Messenger RNA from Agelaius phoeniceus (red-winged blackbird), 2028 nucleotides. It is a transcript of the gene CNGA2, whose product is annotated as cyclic nucleotide gated channel subunit alpha 2. Lineage: Eukaryota; Metazoa; Chordata; Aves; Passeriformes; Icteridae. The record is from RefSeq and is a predicted model, not a curated record. Gene Ontology annotation, biological process: monoatomic cation transmembrane transport. Gene Ontology annotation, cellular component: plasma membrane; intracellular cyclic nucleotide activated cation channel complex. Gene Ontology annotation, molecular function: intracellularly cAMP-activated cation channel activity; intracellularly cGMP-activated cation channel activity; cGMP binding.